Molecule: messenger RNA, 1998 nt
Organism: Lotus japonicus
Lineage: Eukaryota; Viridiplantae; Streptophyta; Magnoliopsida; Fabales; Fabaceae
Product: WRKY transcription factor 72A-like
Exons: 5
Coding region: 49-1707 (552 amino acids)
Biological process (GO): regulation of DNA-templated transcription
Molecular function (GO): DNA-binding transcription factor activity; sequence-specific DNA binding
Source: RefSeq, a predicted model, not a curated record
AGGCUUUGUUUUGCUGACACAGAACAAGAAAGAAAAUAAGUUGGAGAUAUGGAAUUUGGUUCAGGAAGAUCUGGUCAUGAUGAAGGUGAAGGAGCAAAGGUCGAGAGGAGAAGUCAAUCUAGUGGUGGUGGUGGUGGUGGUGAAGAUCAUCGUGAACAAGAGACUGUUGUUACCCAGGAGCCACCCAUGACUGAUAUCGCAAGAUCAAUGGAAGGAGCCGGGCCAAAUACUUCCUCACCCAGAAAGGAAGAGGUUGAUGAACUUGAAAAUACCAAAGCUGAAAUGGGUGGAGUGAUACAAGAAAAUCAAAGAUUGAAGACGUGUUUGAACCGAAUACUGAAUGAUUACCGCACACUCCAAAUGCAAUUCCACAACAUAGCUGAACAAGACACAAAAACUUCUUCUGAUAAAGCAAACAACAACAACCACAAUCAAGAUAAAAUGAUGGAGGAAUCCGAGCUAGUUUCUCUCAGUCUUGGAAGGCUUCCAAGUAAUCCAAGAAACAAUGAGAAAGCUAAAGUUAUCUCUAGACCAUUGAAAGAGGAAGAGAAUAGGGAAGGUUUAGCACUUGGACUUGACUGCAAAUUUGAAACAUCAAAAUCUGGAAGCACUGACAAUAGCUCUGAAUUGCCAUUGAAGGAAGAUGUUGGGGAGACUUGGAAACCAAGUAAGGUUGACAAGACAUCAAUUACAAUUCCUGGAGAGGAUGAAGUUUCUCAACAAAAUAAUCCUGCAAAGAAAACUAGAGUUUGUGUGAGAGCAAGAUGUGACACCCUCACUAUGAAUGAUGGAUGCCAAUGGAGGAAAUAUGGACAGAAGAUUUCAAAGGGAAACCCUUGCCCUCGAGCUUACUAUCGUUGCACAGUUGCACCCUCUUGUCCUGUCAGAAAGCAGGUGCAAAGAUGUGCUCAGGACAUGUCCAUUUUGAUCACCACCUACGAAGGGAACCACAACCACCCUCUUCCUCUUUCCGCCACCGCCAUGGCCUCCACCACUUCCGCCGCUGCCUCCAUGCUACUGUCCGGCUCAUCAACCUCCCACGCCGGAUCAACAACCGCAGAUCUUCAUGGAAUGAACUUUUGUCUUUCCGACGGAUCCAAAUCAAAGCAAUUUUACAUGUCUCAUCCUGCACUAUCACCUUCACCUUCACACCCCACCAUCACUCUUGACCUCACUACUUCCAAUAAUAAUCUACCUUUAUCCUCACUUCCUUUUGGUAGAUUCACUUCAAAUUUCAACAACCCCCCAAGAUACCCUUCUUCCACAAGUUUGAACUUCAGUAACUCAGAGUCCAAUGCAAUGUCUUGGAGCAAUGGCUUCCUCAGCUACAACACUUCUCUACCAUAUAACAACAACAACAUCCUUAGCAACCUUGGACGACAACAACAACAACAACCAAUGGAAAAUAACAUCUUGAAUUCUUACAUGCAAAGGAACAAUAACAAUGUUCCUACAGACACUAUUGCGGAGGCAACGAAAGCAAUCACAGCAGAUCCAACUUUUCAGUCAGCUUUGGCAGCAGCACUUACAUCAAUCAUUGGCAGUACUGGAUCAAGCACUACUACUCAAGGAUUAAACCAGAAUAAUGUUGGAGAGAUUUUGGGUAAGAAAAGGAAAUGGGAGGAGUUGUUUCCAUCAUCUUCUUCUACUUUACCAUUUUCUAUCCCCAAAAGCGCGUCUGCGUCUCCGGAUGAUAAUAGAGACUAGAUCCAGACUAUAGACAAAUUAAUCUGUGGGGUUUCUUUAGCUAGAUAGAAACUUCGCCUGCAAUUAUGUAAUUAUGUGAAAGAAUAAUUUUGAGAAUGGACACAUAAAUAAAGAUUGUUGUAUGUAAAGCUUGAUUUAGGGAUGAUAUCCUAUGAUGCAUGGGGCACUCAUUUUGUUGUUGUACCCACCCAGUAGCGGUACUCCUUGGAUACUUGAAAAUACGUGUCGGUAUAUUCCGAAAUAAUUUUUCAAACAAUAAAAAUUAGGUGCUACAUUGGUGCUUUUUAGGUA